CAUAAUGAAUAAUAUAAAGCAUAAAUAUACACUUGGAUAAAAAUGCCAUUUUUUUAUUGACCUAUGUCCAAUGUCACUUAUGGUAAAUAAUGGUCUUAACCUUAUUAUAAAUUUCUGUUGAUAUGAAAUUAUCUUUUGUGGUUUACCAAACAUCCUGUUUUGAUCUAUGUACACAUAACUUUGAAUUAUAACAACCAUAUUAUUUUUAAAAAAUUCAUUAAGUAUCGAUAACACUAAAAAAGAAAAUUGUUUACUAAAUGAAAAUUUUAAGUGUACUAUGUCAAAAAACAUUAAUACUACCUUAGAAAUUUCUCUUGAGGAGAAUAAAGAAGAAGUAAAAACAAUGUCAUUGUUGCCGAGAUCUUUAAGUAAAAUUAGCAAUGCCACUUAUAACACAAAAAAAACGAUGGCCCAAGGACUGAUGGAUAUUGCACUACUUACAGCUAAUGCCAAUCAACUUCGUUACAUACUGGAGUUUCGUAAUGAAAGAUCAGCUAAUUUUGUUAUACUAUUGUUGUUAAUAGCUUGCAGUCUCAUACUACAAGUAAAUAGUAAAGUAAUGGUUGGAGUUAUGUUAAUUUUCAAAGGACGUAUGGAUUAUAAUGGCAUAACAUAUAACAAAAUUAAUGCUGCUCAGCUCAACAAUUAUGUAGUAUUAGGAGUUUUUCUUAUUACUAUAAUAAAUAUAUUUAUCGCAGCAUUUACUGUUGCACCAACAUAAUUUUAAUUAUAAUAAUUAUUAAUUUAAACAUCUUCAAUGUUUAAAAUUUAUUAUUAAAUUGUGAAAAAAUAAUAAUAUUAAAACUCAAUUGUGUACUAAGGAACAUAAAUUGCCAUAAUAUAAACAAAUCAUGGAAUAUUUAUAAAAUACUUUUCAAAUUCAUUUUUAAAUAAUUUUAUGCAAUAGGAAUUAGUUUAAAAAUAAAUGGCUUCAGUUAGUACUCUAAAUUAGUGAUUAAUGUUUUUUAGAAUAUUUCACUAUCUUAUAAUAAAUACUUUGUAUACAUUGGUCAAGUACUCUGUUUCCUAUCAAAUAGUUAACCAUGGUGUAUAGAGAAAAGUAGGGUUGGUUGUUAUAGUUUAUAUAAUUUUAUUUUAAAAAUAUCAUUUAAACAGUUACCUAAUAUUUUACGAGUUCAUU
This is a messenger RNA of Daktulosphaira vitifoliae (grape phylloxera), 1141 nucleotides long. Its product is annotated as ninjurin-B-like. Gene Ontology annotation, cellular component: membrane. The record is from RefSeq and is a predicted model, not a curated record. The transcript has 2 exons. Lineage: Eukaryota; Metazoa; Arthropoda; Insecta; Hemiptera; Phylloxeridae. The coding region runs from base 278 to 721 and encodes 147 amino acids. Gene Ontology annotation, biological process: tissue regeneration; cell adhesion.